This is a messenger RNA of Aethina tumida (small hive beetle), 4472 nucleotides long. It is a transcript of the gene Liprin-beta, whose product is annotated as liprin-beta-1. The coding region runs from base 457 to 3582 and encodes 1041 amino acids. Gene Ontology annotation, biological process: neuromuscular junction development. The transcript is spliced from 16 exons. The record is from RefSeq and is a predicted model, not a curated record. Gene Ontology annotation, molecular function: protein binding. Gene Ontology annotation, cellular component: presynaptic active zone. NCBI's taxonomy places the organism in Eukaryota, Metazoa, Arthropoda, Insecta, Coleoptera, Nitidulidae.
AUAUAAAUUAAACCGUGACAUAACCGUUUUACCACAACCAUAAUCGACAAAAUAAAAUCAACCCGCCCACUUAAAUCAUUCAGCAUCCCAACCAUAAAAACAGGACCGAAAUGCACACAACCACUCUCUUUGAAAAGUUUAAAGCGUGUCAUCGUUUUGAGAACGUUCCCCCUUAGUCGAAACGGCACCGGUCCGCGACCCAACGAAAGGCGACACAAACACGAACACCCGGUUUAUUUUAAGUAUGCGCUCUCGCAAAGUCGGAGUGUCGCACGCACAAACCGAACGUACACUCUCUCGCCAUUAAUGCCAUAUGCAUAAACAACUGCACUUGUUUUCGAGCAGUAGUGUUCUUGUGCGCGUCCGUCGGACUGUUUAAUGUGCAUUUUUCUUGUUUGUGCGUACGUGGACCGGGACCGAUAAAUACGGAGGCGAAAGUGGUGAGGUCCAUUGGACAUGCCAGAGAUGAAAAGCGGGGCGGUGGUGGCGGCCGUGGUGGCCGCCCUCGAAAAGCAAAAGGAACAACACCAGUUCCGGUACGGCGGCACCAAAGACCAGCACGUCGGCACCAGGUUCGGCGUCGAGCUCAAAAAUAGGCGUCGGCACGCGAACGCCGACGAAAACUUUCGCACGGCAGUCAAACAUUUCGAUUUUGUGGCCGAAGACGUGCAGAAUCUCCUGUUGAAAGGCAGGAACGGCGAGGGUUUGAUGAGCGAAAGGGGCGAUUCGAGUAGCGAGUACAGUGAGGGUAGUGAGAGUGACAGUGACGUGGAACGGGAACAUGUGAUCGCCGACGGCUUGGACACGAUCGCCGAGGAGGACAGGCGCACCAACAGCAGCGCUUCUUAUGCAGGACUGGAAGAGAAUGAGUCGAGCCUCGAGGAAGACUCGACGCUAAAGGAUCAGAACGGUUGGUCGCACUCCUCGAACAAUGGCUCCACCUCAGACAUAUCCACCACGUCGUCGGAACGACCGAUAAGCCUCAAAGACAGUUCGACGAGAUGCAACAGCGACUUCCAAUGGAUCCGUAGGCAGACGACGUCGCCGAAGGCAAUGGAAGACUCCGAUCUGCCUCUGACGCUGAAACUGGAGGAAAGGGAGACGACGGUGCCGGCGUCCAAGCCACCGAUCAGUCGGUCGUUGCGUGAUCGCACCCCGAAAAGGGAUAAGGUGCCGAAAACGCCGCCCGGAAGCUUGGACAGACGCCGCACCCACCAGCAGUCCAGACAAGAGCGUGACCAGAAGUCGAGGUCUACACACGCCAUGAAAAGUCCACCCAGGUUGGACGAUUACACUUCCGGAUCUUCGGUUUACUCAAAUUCUGUGUGUCAGAAUUACUGUUGUGUGCCGCAAGAAGGUCAUUGUUUCGAGAAUUUCCAUCGGCGUCACGAGCGCCUCGACCCCCAACGCUACGGCAGCUCGCCGAUGCUGCUGGACCAGCAGCACCACAGGAGUUACAGCGACCGCGGCAGCCAUCCGGACAUCUACGGCGACUGCAACCGCUUCCGGCACGAGCCGGUCGGCUGUUGCGGCGGCUACCACAUGAUGCCGCCCUGCUGUUUCUACGGCGAUCGCGGCUACCACUGGAUGCAGCCACCUUAUCCCAAGCCUGGAGAGCAAGAUGAAAAAUUACGCAAAAUCCAGCACGAGAGAGACAACCUGGUGUUGCAAGUACAAGUACUCACCGAACAGGUCGAGGCACAAACCGACAAGAUUUCUGAUCUUGAAAAGAUGCUGCAGGAAAAAAAGUAUCAUUUGAGUGAGGCCGAAGAGAAUUUACAAAGGGAGGUGCUUUCCAGGUCGUCGCUGGAAACACAAAAGCUGGAACUCCUGUCAAAAAUGAGCGAAAUGAAAUUACAGAAGGCGGCAUUAGAACGCGAAAACUUGGAGCUGAGAAACAGCCAAUACGCCAGCCAGGAAAUGAAGAAACCUCCAGUAAUGCCGAGGAUGUCACCGCAACCCCAACUCACAUCUACACCAGUACAAACCAGCAACCAAAACUUGAGGAUGUCACCGUCACCUAGUCCCGUAUCGCUGACCGGUAACAGCCCGAGGAGGGACUCACAGGAUGGCCAACCAUUAAAAACCCAGGCAUACAAGCGCCAGAUCGACGUCCAAUACGGCAGCCUGCCACGCCAGCAAUUCCUCAGCAACGGCAGCACCAACAGCAUGAACAUAGAAACGAACGCAAAUGGCACCGUCAACGGUGUGGCCGCGAGGGGCAGGGGCGUCGCAUUUGGUAGGACACUAUCCUCAUUGGUCGGGGUCAGGAAUAGGGGCUACUCGGUGCCCAAUUUAGCUGAAGCAGAGAAAAUUAUGAUCGAUGACGGCAGCACCGAACCGCCAGGUUCCCCCAACAUCUUCAACCAGAAAAAAGGUUUGAAGAAAAUCUUCGGACGUAUGAAACGCUCCGGUUCCGGAAACCUGGAAGACCUGCCGGGAAUCAAUGAGUUCCAACGCGGCGGCGUAAGAGCUACAGCUGGCGGCAGACUGGGAUGGAGCGAACCGCAAAUCGUACCAAAACCGGAUAAACCGUUUUCGAAGUGGGACACGGAGAACGUAUGCGAUUGGCUGCAAGACUUGGGUUUGGACCAGUACAUCACGGAAGCGAAGCGCUUCGUCAAGUCGGGCCAGCAGUUGCAGGAAACGAGCAUAAACGAAAUCGAGAAGGAGCUGAACAUCAAAAACCCGUUGCACAGGAAGAAGCUGCAACUCGCUCUAAUCGACACUGACAUUAACAGUUCGAGCGAUCCGUAUUUAACCAUGGCGGGGAAAUUAGACACCGCCUGGGUGUUGAGGUGGCUCGAUGACACCGGACUUCCGCAACACAAGGAGAACUUCUUGAUUAACCGCGUGGAUGGAAGAGUGUUGCACAGACUGACCAUAGACGAUUUGGCACUUCUACACGUCACAUCGCUUUUACACGUCGCCAGUAUUAAGCGAGGUAUUCAAGUGCUGCGUGAAAAUAACUACGAACCAGGUUGUCUGCAAAGGAGGUCACUUCCAGACGAUCCCGAGCAACCUACACCCAAAGACAUUUCCCUAUGGACCACCCACAGAGUUAUGGAGUGGUUGAAGGCAGUUGAUUUGGCAGAGUACGCCCCGAAUUUGCGAGGUGCGGGAGUGCACGGCGGAUUGAUGGUGUAUGAGACGAAAUUCACUGCCGAAUUAUUGGCAUCAUUAUUAUCCAUACCACCGGGUAAAACUUUGCUGCGUCGGCAUCUCAACACACAUUUCAAAGAAUUACUGGGCAAAGACGUCAUACAAGAGAAACGAGAGGCUGAAGGUACCAUGGGAUACAUCCCCCUAACACCCUCCUCAAAACUAAAGGUUUCUAAAAAGUCCCAGUUUUCGCUCAAACGCAAGAAGAGCAAAGGAGAGGCCGACUAUGGUGAUUUAGUAUGUCCCCUAAAUCCCGACAAAUCAGGUGAUCUAAACGGCUCAACUCUUAAUAGCUCAAUUGGUAUGACGAGGAUCAUCGCUCAAGAGGACGAGGAUGUCUUUCGUCGAGAUGAGGCGAAAGCCGCCAGGUCGUUGCCGGCGUCCAUUGGAAAUUCACCAGUUCCCCAACGUCAUGUUUAACCAUCGUUUCGCAAGCACGCAUUCCCGUUUCUCCACCCCCCGACAAUUAACUCGUCGUGUCUUCCUACCAUUAAAGUUUUGCCUUAUGAGAAUAUGUUAUCAAUUGCGUUUUCAAUCAGUUGGUCCAUUUGGAUAUGAUUAUUUGACUGAGCUUUUUUUUUAGUUAAUCCGCAUUUUUUUAAUUAAGAUUUGGAACCAACACAUGUAAGUUUAAGGGAUGUGAUAAAUAUUGAUUAUUACAGAAAUCUCAUAUUGCUGUUGCAUUUUUUUACUCUACAACUGGACAAUAAGUCAGUCAGAAUGGUUUUAUACAUGUAAGUCAUAUUGGACUGUAUAAGUAAAUCAGUGCCAAAUUUAUACAAGUGUUGGCAGAUUUGUUGAAGUUGUAUGUGGUAUUUGUAUACACUUAAAUAUAUUAAAUAUUUAUACAGUAUUUACAAUAUAAUUGUUACCAUUUUUAGAUUCUAGUUUAGAGAUGUAUUUUAUAAACUGACCAAAAAUUAAUUUAUCAUUCUUAGUGGGCAAAGAAACGUUUUAUUUCACUCACAAUUAUAUCAUAACAUAUUGUACAUUAUAUACCCUUUGCCCUACAUAGUAUUAUAUCACUAAAAUUAAGUAAGAAUGAUUGGAAUUGUAAAUUAAUAAAUAGUAAAUCAAUAAUAAGAGGUUAAUUAAAUUGGUUGCAGUAUUCAAACAACAUAAUUUUAUGUUAGAUUGCUUAUUUGAUGUGUUUUUGGUGUUUUGGCUAAUUCCGAAAUUUAAUUUUAUUAAAAUCAUUGUAUUAUUUCACUUCUCUUAAUUAGUAACACUAAUUGUAAUUUUUAUUUUAUCCAUGUUAUGUCUUUUGACAUGUUUUAUUUUACUUGAGAAAAUAAAGAACAUGUAUAUGA